Molecule: messenger RNA, 1852 nt
Organism: Anolis carolinensis (green anole)
Lineage: Eukaryota; Metazoa; Chordata; Lepidosauria; Squamata; Anolidae
Gene: serinc2
Product: serine incorporator 2
Exons: 10
Coding region: 135-1496 (453 amino acids)
Cellular component (GO): membrane
Source: RefSeq, a predicted model, not a curated record
GAUGACGUCACCGGGCUGGCGGAAAGAGCCGAGCCCUGCCGGGGGGAGCCGAGUGCUGCCACAGGUAAACCCAGGAAGGGCGUGCGCCCCGGAACCCGCCGCCGGAGGAGCCUCUGUCCCGCGCGCCCCCCGCCAUGGGGGCCUGCCUGGGGGUCUGCUCCGUGCUCAGCUGUGUGUCAUGUCUUUGUGGAUCGGCCCCUUGCCUCUUGUGCGGCUGCUGCCCCUCCAGCAAGAGUUCCACGGUCACUCGCCUGAGCUUCACCUUCUUCCUCUUCCUGGGCACGCUGGUGUCCAUCAUCAUGAUCAUCCCCGGAGUAGAGGCAGAACUCCACAAGCUCCCUGGGUUCUGUGAAGGCAGCAACGCGCUCCCAUACGUCCAAGGCCAGGUCAACUGCAAGUCCUUCCUGGGCCACAAAGCCGUGUACCGCAUGUGCUUUGCAACCGCUGCUUUCUUCUUCCUGUUUGGUUUAAUCAUGAUCUGUGUGAGGAACAGCAAGGACCCCAGAGCCGCCAUCCAAAACGGGUUUUGGUUCUUCAAGUUCCUGAUCCUGGUUGGAAUAACCGUGGGCGCCUUCUAUAUUCCCGACAGGCCCUUCUCACACGUCUGGUUCUACUUUGGUGUGGUUGGCUCUUUCCUCUUCAUCCUCAUCCAGCUGAUCCUCUUGAUUGACUUUGCCCAUUCCUGGAGUCAGAUCUGGCUGCGAAAUGCCGAUGAAGGCAACAGCAAGUCCUGGUACGCAGGCCUCUUUUUCUUCACCUUCCUCUUCUACGCGGCCUCCAUUGCGGCGGUGGUGCUCUUGUACAUCUACUACACCAAGUCGGACGGCUGUGCGGAAGGCAAGGCUCUCAUCAGCCUUAAUCUCAUCUUCUGCGUGAUCGUCUCCAUUGUGUCCGUCCUGCCCAAGAUCCAGGACGCUCAGCCGCACUCGGGCCUCUUGCAGGCCUCCAUCAUCACGCUCUACACCAAGUAUGUCACCUGGUCGGCCUUGGCCAAUGUCCCAGAGAAACACUGCAACCCAACCCUGCUGGUGCGCAUGGAGGGAAACCAGAACGGCACUGCGGUCGGCCAACAGCCAACUCAAUGGUGGGAUGCCCCGAGCAUUGUCGGACUGGUCAUCUUCCUCCUGUGUUCCCUUUUCAUAAGCAUCCGCUCCUCGGACCACGCGCAAGUGAACAAGAUGAUGCUGACGGAGGAGAGCCCGGCCAUGCUGGGGGGCGGGAGCCCCGUCCCCGAAGACGGCGUGCACCGCGCGUACGACAACGAGGAGGACGGGGUGUCUUACAACUACACCUUCUUCCACUUCUGCCUCCUCCUGGCCUCCCUUUACAUCAUGAUGACUCUCACCAACUGGUACACACCCGAUGAAGCUUAUCGGAACCUGACCAGCCCUUGGACCGCAGUCUGGGUGAAGAUUUCGUCCUCCUGGGUUGGGCUUUUUGUCUAUGUAUGGACACUGGUCGCCCCUCUUGUGCUUCCAGACCGUGACUUCAGUUGACCGUGAAGAUUGGGCAUCUGUAGGAAACGGAGACGGGAGCUCUUGGUCCCUUUACUUGAAUUUCUGGAAUCGCCUCGGGUGCCUCUGGAUCCCAAAGCCCGUUCUGAGUUUUCCCUUCCCGCUCCCUUGGUGUUGAGGCAGAUCUACAACUCUCAAGCAGUUCUUUAUCUCUUUUCGUCAUAGUGAAUUGUCACACUUGAUACAUAGGACAGUAUGUUGGAGAGGAAAUGAAAAUAGUUUAGUUUCAGGUGAUAAAGCCCUGUAAACAUAUAGUGAGGCAUCUUCAGGAGCAAAAAAUAUUUGCUGAUUUUCCUCCUCAUUUUAUAAUUUAAUAAAAACAUGCUGUUUUAAAGACA